AUGGACGCCAGACACCGCAUCAUCGAAUGUCACGGGAUAAGGGAUGCAGUGGAUUUGGAACAACAUAUUCAUUGUCUGGAAACUCAGGCUUACAGUUCUAUUUUGAAAGCUUUUGUUGCUCAGUCUGAUCUUCUUACUUGGGGCAAAGAGGAGCUUAUGACUGAGCUACGAAAGGAACUAAAUAUUACAGAUGGUGAACAUGCAGAAAUCCUGAUGAAAACCAACUCAGAUGAGUCAAUUAAAUGGAUAAGGGGGCAGAGGAAACUGGGAUCUCAGGUUCAGACCUAUAUCAAAGCUAAUACUUCUAGCUGUCCUUCUGCUUCAAUGAGAAGUUCAAUUAUAAGAUUGAAAGCUCCGCCCUCUGCUGCAUUUUAUCCUCAGAAGAAAGUAUCACGCAGCAAAGCUUCUCAGAUUUCUAUUCCUGUUCCUUCUUCGAUGCCUCCAAAAUUUAAUGGCGAUCACUUGGAUGCUAAAUUCGCCCAUCCAAAAUUUAAUGGUGAUCUCUUGGCUGCUGAAUUCGCCUAUGAAAAUGCAGAGAAAUCUAUCGAAAUGCUCAAUCAUAAUGUUCAGUUACCGCCUGUUGGAAAAGGGAAAGUGCCGAAAGGAAAAUAUCAAUUGAAGAAGUACUUUCCCGCAUCUGAGCCUCUCAAGUUACAGAACAGUUCUGAUUUAAUUCGGAUCCGUGCAACAGAUAGUGUUAUCCAUGAUGUUGAGAAGAUGCUUUCCAGUAGAGAGAAACCUGGCCCAGUUGAUAUUGAGAGAGCUAAGUGCACUCUCAUGGAGCAAGAAAGAGCUUUACUUGAAGCACUUGGUAAAGUGGAAGAUGUGUUAGAGAGGAGUAAUGAAAAUACAAGCCAGAUGACGAAUGGAUUAAUGUGUGGCUUUCCAGAUGAUGCAUCUAAUCAGAUGCAAUACUGCACAAUGUCCAAGAACACUCUUGGAGGACAAGAAGUGAAAAUACAACCCAAUUUCAGUGGACAGAGAGGUAGGUUUAAGGAUUCAUUCUGAUCCUUGCGAUCUUGAUGGUGAUUUCCCGGCACAGACAUUGAACUUCUCAUUCUGAUCUAUACAACUCAACAGAUAUAUGAUGCUUUUUUCAGUUGUUGAAUCAGCUUAGUGAACAGUUUCCUUGUUUAAGAGGUAGAUAUUUUGAAUUUAAGCUAGAAGCUUACCGGGACAUGUUUAAACACUUGUUAUAGUAUACUUCUCCUAACAGCUUAGUUAAAUGUAAAGGAGACUCCAA
Messenger RNA from Lotus japonicus, 1243 nucleotides. RefSeq lists its product as uncharacterized. Gene Ontology annotation, biological process: defense response to fungus. The transcript is spliced from 7 exons. Bases 1 to 1008 code for a protein of 335 amino acids. The record is from RefSeq and is a predicted model, not a curated record. Lineage: Eukaryota; Viridiplantae; Streptophyta; Magnoliopsida; Fabales; Fabaceae.